AAAGAGGUGGGGCUGCGCACGCAAGGUGGUGGGGCCUGGGGGUGAAGGAGGGUUGUGUAUAUAUACUGCCUGGCAGACUGCGGACGGCCUGUUGGUGCAUUCUACAUUGUGUGUGUGUGACGUUCGCUGAAGAUUUAUUUCAAAAUGGGUGAUGAUAACUGGGCAUCUUAUGGUACUGAUGAGAACAAGGAGUAUCGUUUCCGGGAUAUCUCCGGCAAGACUCUCCACUUUCAGGUGAAGACUGCCCAUGAUGCCCAUGUUGCCCUAACCUCAGGUGCUGAGGAGACCGAUCCCAUGGUGGAGAUUUUCAUCGGUGGUUGGGAAGGUGCUGCCUCAGCCGUCAGGUUCAAGAAAGAGGACAGCUGGGAAGAUCUGGUGAAGGUAGACACGCCAGACAUUCUGAGCGAGGAGGAAUACCGUGAGUUCUGGAUUGCCUUUGACCAUGAUGAAAUCCGUGUUGGCAAGGGUGGCGAAGGGGAGCCUUUCAUGCAGUGCCCCAUCCCAGAGCCCUUUGGAAUCACCCACUAUGGCUAUUCUACUGGCUGGGGUGCUGUUGGCUGGUGGCAGUUCCAUGCUGAAAAGUCGUAUAACACAGAAGACUGUUUGACCUACAACUUUAUACCCGUGUAUGGCGACACUUUGGAAUUCAGUGUUUCCUGUAGUAAUGAUGCACACGUAGCACUAACAUCUGCAGCAGAAGAAACAACACCAAUGUACGAGUUGCUCCUUGGUGGCUGGGAAAACCAACACUCGGCCAUCCGCCUCAACAAAGGUGAUGACAUGAUCAAAGUAGACACCCCUGACAUAUUGUGCUGUGAAGAAGAGAGAAAAUUUUGGGUUUCAUUUAAGAAUGGUCACAUCAGAGUUGGCUACAAGGACACAGACCCCUUCAUGGAGUGGACAGACCCAGAACCAUGGAAGAUAACCCACAUUGGCUACUGCACAGGCUGGGGGGCCACAGGCAAGUGGAAAUUUGAAUAUUAAGUGUGCAGUGGAAGAAGAACCAGACCAUGUCACACACACACGCCAACACAUAUGUGUUCCACAGUAGCUUAAUAAAGAAUAAACUCGGUUA
Messenger RNA from Homarus americanus (American lobster), 1075 nucleotides. RefSeq lists its product as uncharacterized. The transcript has 8 exons. Lineage: Eukaryota; Metazoa; Arthropoda; Malacostraca; Decapoda; Nephropidae. Bases 145 to 984 code for a protein of 279 amino acids. The record is from RefSeq and is a predicted model, not a curated record.